Molecule: messenger RNA, 2832 nt
Organism: Doryrhamphus excisus (bluestripe pipefish)
Lineage: Eukaryota; Metazoa; Chordata; Actinopteri; Syngnathiformes; Syngnathidae
Gene: polr3e
Product: polymerase (RNA) III (DNA directed) polypeptide E
Biological process (GO): tRNA transcription by RNA polymerase III
Cellular component (GO): RNA polymerase III complex; nucleus
Source: RefSeq, a predicted model, not a curated record
CAUUGCAAUAAAACGUAUAACAUGAACAUGAUAUAUUCAAUGUGGUAAUUACUAACAAAGUCGCUGAAAAAAACAAUCCACCGCCCAACUAAUGAGUCUUUUUCGCUAAGCAUUGUGGGCACGGCCUCUGUCUCACGUGUGUGUGAAUCCGAGUUAACAUGGUAGUCCUCACUUCAUGUGUGCUAGCCCGACUUCGACUGCACUUCCCCGGACAGCCGACACGACGAUGAGCUCCAACCGCUCGGCAGCGUGUACAGGUGGAAUUCUGCUGCUAGGCUUCCUUUAUCACUAAAACAUGGCCAGCGGGGAUGAUGAUGACCCCGUUAUUGAGGAGAUUGAUGUGUAUCUUGCCAAAAGCCUGGCAGAAAAGCUUUAUCUAUUUCAGUACCCUGUGCGACCGUCCACUAUGAACUAUGACAACGUGCAACAUUUAUCUGCGAAAAUCAAACCCAAGCAGCAGAGGGUGGAGCUGCAGAUGGCCAUGGACACCACUAGCCCAAACUACUGUCGCAGUAAGGGCGAGCAGAUAGCCCUCAAUGUGGAUGGCACCACCUAUGAGGAAGGCAACACAUAUUCAGUGAAAAUGAUGGACAACCAGACGUUCUCAUCCAUCCAGGCCACCACCAACACCUCCAGAUAUGCUGCUGCUGUGUUCCGGAAAGGUGAGCUUCAUGUGACACCCCUAACAGGAAUCCUGCAGAUGAGGCCCAGCUUUGCGUACUUGGACAAGGCUGACAACAAAACCAGAGAGCGGGAAGCGGCCAACGAAGGUGGAGACUCCUCCCAGGAUGAAGCCGAGGAAGAAGCCAAGACCAUUUCGGUGAGGUUUGCUCGUCCUGAGUCGGAGCAGGCACGGCAGAAGAGGAUCCAAUCGUACGAGUUCCUGCAGAAGAAGCAGGCAGAGGAGCCUUGGAUCCAACUGCAGUACCACAGCAUGAAGGAUGGGCGCUCGGAGCACGAAAGGCAGUAUUUGUUCUGCCAGUGUGCGGAUGCAUCCCAAAACUCAGAACUGGUUAAAUCUCCCAGUGAGUAUCUGUCAAUGCUGAUGCCCCCUCUAACGGAAGAAAAAGUCGUGAAACCCGUUGGCCCCAGCAACGUGCUCUCCAUGGCCCAACUGCGCACUCUUCCGCUGGGAGAGCAAAUCAAGACGCUGAUGAAAAAUGUCAAAGCCAUUCAGUUUGCCAACCUAAUGGGUCUCCUGGCCUCGGGCACUGAUUCCACCGCCGUGCUGCGCUGCAUCCAGCAGGUGGCGCUCUUGGUCCAGGGCAACUGGGUGGUGAAGAGUGAUGUCCUGUACCCUAAAAACACAUGCAGCCCUCACAGCGGGGUCCCGGCCGAGGUUCUGUGUCGAGGACGUGACUUUAUUAUGUGGCGGUUCACUCUGGAGCGCUCCUUGAUGAGGAAGGAGGUUGCGGCCAUCAUCAAACUUCCUCCUGAGGAUGUGAAGGAUUUCCUGGAGCAGGUGGCGGUGCCGCGCGUCAACCGGGGUUGGGAGUUCCUCCUGCCCGCCGAUGUGGACUUCAUCAAGAAGCACGCCGACGUGGCCCACCGCCAGCAGAUGCUGUGGCUGGGCAUACAGAGCAAGUUGGAGAAGGUCUUCAGCUUCUCGAAGGAUGACUUUCUGUCAAAGAACUGCCAGCAUCCUGAGGGUGUCCACGUGGGUGGAGACCAGCGCCUGAAGCUGGCCCAGGAGCGUGCUCAGGAGAAGCAUCUCUCCCUACAAAAGGAGCUAGAUGCCAAGCGCGCCACAAGCAUCCAUAUCAAGCAGGAGCCCCUCGUUGACCACGAGGAUGAGUGCAUGGACACUUCCUGUCCUUCCUCCUUGGGAGUUCCCAAUGGUUCCAUCAACGGUUACCCUGCCACUGCUUUGGAGUGCGCCAAUGGGGGCAGCCCCUCCAACAUGCCCUCCCAGGAGUUGCUGGACUUUGUAAGCACCACCUUCAGGAAGAACCAUGUCCUGACACUGAACGAGCUCAAGAGGCUCUUCAGCCUCCACGUGGCAUCUAUGCCGUCCGGAUGCAUCCCUUUCGGACCUGUGUCGGACCACCUUCUGCAGGAUGCUGUACUGCUCAGCCACUGCAAGCAGAUCCUGGUGCCUUUCCCCGCUCUGACCACAGCCUCUGCCGACGAACAGAAGGUGUUUGGUUUAUGGGAGACCGGCGAGGACUUUGACAAGCAUCGCCACCUUCUCUAUGAGCUUUUUAGCAAAAACUACCGUGUAAGGAGGACCACGAUCCAAGCCAGACUCACUGAGGAGUUUGGCAACACCUCGAAGGCCGACCUUGACCGUUUGCUUAAGGAGUGCUGCAGCAGUAGCGCAGGCAUGUGGUACCUGAAAGGAACCAUCCAGUCCUGACACACACAGCCCGCCCCAUAGGGGCACCCACAGCCCAUCAGUGUCCCGAAGGAAUGUGCUCAGGAUGAGUCACAGCCCGUCGAAGCAGCGAGAGUGAGGAUGUCGGUCCACCUGUUCGGAAGAGAUUUGACUGAGGGGCUUCACUACUUUUUUUUGCUUUUGAAGGAACUUUUAGCAGGAUGGUGUUCCACGAUGAAGACCACACUGCAUACAUUCUGCAACAUCUGACAUGUUUGUACAACGUUUUGCGUGUACUGCAUCUAGGAAGCACUAAGCCACACCACGACAAUAUGGAACACUUUUACUCCAAACACAUCUACAUAGUCUACAUAGAACUAGAAUAACAAGAUAUGGCACAGCAAGUCCGUACAGAAAUGAUGUUUUCUUUGUUGGAAUGUACAUGAUGACCUUUUCUUUCUAAGUGUAACAUGGAAUCAAAUCCACUUAGAGACAAAAUAAAGAGAGUUUUUCUUUGA